CGCUCGGGCUCGGGGCAGAGGCGCUCGCACCAUGGCCGCGGCCCCCCGUCCCGCCCGGGCGCCGGCGCGCCGCCACUACCGCGUGCAGCUGCGCUUCGUCACCGAGGAGCAGCUCUUCGCCGCGGGGCCGCUCUCCCUCCCCACCCCGAAGUCUCUGCGGCUGGAGGUGCACCCGGCCGGGGAGGAGGCGGACGCGACGGUGACGGACGCUGAUGGCGUCUGUGUCUUCAAAUGCUCGCUCAACAGAGACACAGAAUAUUGCUGUGUGGGGAAGGAGUCCAUCUUGAUUACUCUGGGCUGCCACAGUGCUUUGCUGAAGUUUGAGUCUCAUGCUGAAUUGAGCGCAUUUUCAAACACCUUGAAAAGAUGCUGGCAUGAGAAAAAGGAAUACUCGGCGUUCAGCCAGAGGACAGAAGAGGCGUCUGCCGUACAGUACUUCCAGUUUUAUGGCUGCCUUUCCCAGCAGCAGAACAUGAUGCAAGAUUUUGUGAGGACGGCCACUUACCACAGAGCCACGCUCCAGAACCACACUGACUUCAGAGAUAAGGUGGUUCUAGAUGUUGGUUGUGGAUCAGGAAUACUGUCAUUUUUUGCUGUACAGGCUGGAGCUCGGAGAGUCUAUGCAGUUGAGGCCAGUUCAGUAGCACAGUAUGCUGAGAUGCUAGUGAAAAGUAACCACCUUUCAGACAAGAUCAUUGUUUUGCCAGGGAAAAUUGAGGAAGUCUCACUUCCUGAGGCUGUAGAUGUGAUCAUUUCAGAACCAAUGGGAUACAUGUUGUUCAAUGAAAGGAUGUUGGAAAGCUACCUUCAUUCCAAAAAGUGGCUGAAAGCAAAUGGAAUGAUGUUCCCCACGUUCAGCGACAUCCACUUGGCCCCCUUUUCUGAUGAACAGCUGUACAUGGAACACCACUCCAGAGCCAGCUUUUGGUACCAGCAGUGCUUCUAUGGGGUUAACCUGUCCAGUCUCCGGGGUGCUGCAGUGGACGAAUACUUCAGACAGCCAAUAGUAGACACAUUUGACGUUAGGAUUUUGAUGGCUCGGACAGUGAAGUACACCGUAAACUUUAUGGAUGCGGAAGAGGCAGAUCUCCACAGAGUAGAAAUUCCCUUUGUGUUUCAGAUGGCGCAGUCCGGCCUCAUCCACGGCCUGGCGUUCUGGUUUGACGUGGCCUUUGUGGGCUCUCUGUAUGUAUCUUACCCCUUCUUUGCCUGCUCUAUCCCAUGCCGUCUUCUACUAUUUGUCAUCAUAACUUUAAAGUUUUUAAAACAGACUAAGCUCAACAACAGUAAUAUUUGUUUCUCCCCAUUUCCAGAAAAUAAACACUGAUGUUGUUACUUUUAGAUUUUAGAGUGAAAUGAAAAUAAGACAGUUUUUCAUAGUUGCCAUAUCAACUCUGACUAAAAUACUGUAAUAAAACCUCUUAAGCCAAUUGUGUUGGGAUUUGGAGCAGCGAGAGAGUGUGUGUUAUCAACCAACUUGUUCUCUUCCAGAAGAGAUGGAGGUGGGGCAUGGAGGGAGGCAAGUCCCUGAUUUUGUUUCCAUCACAGCUGGUUACAGAACCUCCUGUGUCUGAGUAAUACCUCCAAUCACACUUUCCCCCAUGUCGGUUCACAGCUUUCAGUUUCACAAUCUAGAAUCCUUUCUCUAUUUUUUUUGGCUGAAUUGGGUCUUCUUUGCAGUGCGUGGGCUUCUCAGUGCGGUGGCUUCUCUUGUCGUGGGGCAUGGGCUCGAGGCACGUGCGUUUUUAAUGAUCAGCGGGCAGGUGCUGCUAAUACUAAUUGCAACAUUAGGUAACUUCCUCCUCCUGUACUCCUUUCUUCACUACUGGAAAGGUUUGAAAGUUGUGGGUGAAAAAGGGGAAAGACCUACAAGCUGAGUGUUCAUGUUUGGUGUUCUUUAAGGGCUCUGCUGCUCCCACAACCUGCACAUCUCUGCUCUCCUCCGGACACCCCUGCUCUCUUCCCAGACUUCUCCAUGUGUCCCAGUAGCAGUGAGGGUUGAUCUGGGUCCCAUGACCAGGCAGAAGGCAAACUGACAGUACACUCUCCUCCACUUCUUAAAAAAACAUCCAGGUUCUCCGUGGCACCUACUGAGAAAGACGUGCCUGUGGGUCUGUGAUACAGCUCAGGGGGCUUGGGGGGCUCAGGGGAGGAGGGAUCCCUGGCAGCCUUGUCUGGGCUGACAGUCAGAGAAAGGAAACGACGUGAAAGUCAUUCCUAUUCCACACAGCAUGUGUGUUCAAGGAAUCCGUGCAUCUCUUUCUGAGACGUUCCCCCACUACCAUCCCAAGGUAACGGUUUGGCUGUCAACAGCCCCCACUGAACCUCUAACUCACUGGUAUCAGGUUCGAUGCCUUCUUCAGACUCCUCUCUUUGCCAAGGAAGGAGAGACCCUCUCCGGAACAGUGCUGUUUGUCGCCAAUAAAAG
This is a messenger RNA of Hippopotamus amphibius kiboko, 2428 nucleotides long. Its product is annotated as histone-arginine methyltransferase CARM1-like. The transcript has 11 exons. The coding region runs from base 32 to 1327 and encodes 431 amino acids. The record is from RefSeq and is a predicted model, not a curated record. Gene Ontology annotation, molecular function: protein-arginine N-methyltransferase activity. Gene Ontology annotation, biological process: peptidyl-arginine methylation. NCBI's taxonomy places the organism in Eukaryota, Metazoa, Chordata, Mammalia, Artiodactyla, Hippopotamidae.